CAACAACUCAUCCUCAUGGCGUGGAUAUUCGAGUUACUUGUUCGAAUUGGCGAGGAAUACGGCGCGAAACUAUCUUCUGCACCGAGCAAAGACAAGAGUGAAAAAUGUCAAAUCAAGAAGUUUUUCGAUUUGGGCUCUGAGAAUGCUGCUAUGUGGGCUCUCGUCAGCGACAAGACACAUUAUAUCGCCGUCAAACUCACUAAGGAAGCUUUGAACGCGUACAAGAUGCGACAUGGUCGACGAAUAACGGACGCUUGCAGCUUUCCUGUUGUCAUUCUCCAACGUUUCAAAGUGGUAUGCACCCGCAUUCCCAAGAAAUAUGGCGCAGGAUUAACUGCUGAGAGCUUUCUUGCUCUGGAGUGUGAUUCCGUCCAGCUUGUUGAGAGUUAUGGCGAUACUGCUGACGAGUCAGAGGACAUAUACCAAGAAGCAAAGAUUCAGCAGUGGAUCCAAGGGUUGCGGCAACAUGGAGGAGCAGGGAACAUCCUCAUGAACCACAGGAAUUCAGCAGCCCCUGAUUUACUCGCCGAAUACCAUAAGCGCUGGAGUGAGCAAAUCUCCGCACCCUUGGACUUUGUGAGGGAAUCCACAUUGCCACCCCCGCCGAAAACACAAUCUCCACCUCAUUCACCCGUAGACGCGCGUGUUUUUCCGGCAUCUUCCCCUUCGCAGCAAUUUAAUUCUGCCCCAUCGUCGCCGCUAUCUGGUUGGGAUCCCACCCCAAGCAAACAGCAUUCGUCAUCCUCCUCAAGCCCACGUACCCCACAAUCAGACUGGACACCGGCUCGAGGACGUAAUCCCUCUCCUCAAGUUUUACUCGAGUCUGCCCCGAGACCACAGAAAAUUCUUACACGAAAGAGUGGGGACAUCGACCAAACCCCAAGAAUAUCAAAGCGACGACGGACUUCAGAUUCCCCGCCGCUGAUAAAUCGUAAAGUGUCGCGACCGCCAGAGCCACCAAUACCCACCAGCUCGGGGCCGACGGUGAUUCUAGCUCCAAACUCCGAACCAUCUGAAUCGCAGCUAAACGAAACACAAUCACUGGAUGAGGAUGAUGAACAGUUUUUGACUCUGCUUUCGUCCGCCAACCUGCCGUCGGAAAAGGCUCAGCUUGCAGUACCGCUCACGAGUUGGGGUUUCGCUGCAAUCCGGAGGUCACUCCUCCUUCUUUCCGCCGGGAGUCUGGGCAUUAUGUCGCUCAGAAAACCACUGGCUGAAUGGGCAACCUUCGUGUAUGCGAAAGGCGACAUCCGCUCCUUGUUUGGAAUCGUCGUUUGCAGCAUAGUGGUUCUCAUUCUUGCCUACCUCACCAAUCCCUCCGAAAACUCUUUUCGGUCAUAUCUAACAGAACAAUCUUUUCGGCACCAUCUCAGUCGUCUCGAUGCUACUUCAGACGAUCAGGCUCAAAGGCGACCUUCGACCUCCACAAUUCCUUUCGAUCACGGCUCUCCAUUCCAUUUUGCCAAUCGCGCAACGGUCUCAUUGCGCACUCCAAAGCAUGUUUUUCAUAGCUUUGGUGUCUUUACUGUCGCUGCCAUCAUUCCUUCACGAGCCGACCGACUGCCUCGUCGUGACAAAGAUUCAACGAUCGUGACAGAUUCAUGGUUUCUUGGGGCAUUCGGAAAAUGGUACAGAGGGGGCGUGUUAGAUGCCUGGUAUCAGGACGUUGUGGCACGCUCUUCUGACGAGGAAAGCUGGACAUCAGGCAUUAUGGGCAUCAAGGCGCUUGAUAAAUUGAACGAAUACGAUGGGCUUCCCUUCUCAACUAAGAACUUGCCUGCUGCUCGAGCCCCUCCCAAACUUCGGAACCGCGACAAGUCUUCUCAACGGCUUCCGGCCCGAAGUUCAACGCCGCCUCCGCUUCCUAAAUCAGCUUCUCUCCCUCUACACACACCGGUCACAGAACGUUUACAAUCCUCAACUCAGUCAGUCAACGAGCCUCAUCGAUUGGCCUCACCUGCACUAUCUCGUUCGCCUUCAACGCUCUUCGAUCAGUCGCCUCGGAUUGCCGAAGUUCUCCAACAGAUUUCGUCAUCCCGGAAUUCAGUUGUCGACCUUCGUAACCAACUCGCGGACUUCCAAAUCAGCGCGUCUGCCUCGCAUUCUUCUCUUCAAGGAGAAGUUGAUUCUUAUCGGGACAGAAAGCGCCAGGAGGAUGCCGCGAGGUCGGAACUGAAAUCACGGACCAAGACUCUUGAUGAUUCGAAACGAGCAGCAGAAAGCGUGAAACGCGAAGCUGAUAAACGACUGAAAGCUGCUCAGACCUCAAGGGAUGAUACAUGGCAACGGCUGGAGUUUUUGGACAAGGAAAUCGAUCUUUUAACGGAACGUCGUGCUCAAGACGAAGCCUCACUGGUUCAAACUCAACAAAUAUCAGAGCCUGAACAAGAAAUCGCGGACGCUUUGGAACACAAAAAGCAGGAGAUUAGGACAACUGAAGACGUAAUUGCCGCUCUGAACCUUCGUGCACGUGAGCUGGAGGACAGACUCGCCAGCGAGAAAGAUCGACUGAAGCUGGCGCGAGAGCGAGCGGAGUUGAGGAAACAAGAUCGUUCGUUCCAGCCAUUCAAUCCGGUCUCAAGAAAUUUGUACGACUCGCACAUCGAUUUGGUUGGCCACAACGCUCGGCGAUCUUCAGAUCCUAGUGUACCUCCUACAUCGCCUCGACCCGCUAAAUUGGCACUGGGCAGCAUAUCCAACUUCAACAAUCCACCUCACAUUGCUACUCGUACUAACCCACUCUUCGAAGACGGCUUUCUCAAUCAACAUAGCUUUACCAACUUUUCGCCUUUCGGUGAUAGCUCCCAGGCACCGGCCCUCCUGUCACCAACCACACAACUGUUGAUUCCCUCUGGUCUAAUUUCUUCGCUGGACAGUGGAGACGGACUGUCGAGGUCUUUCCAGUCUGACAGCGAUGCCUAUAUCGAUAAAGACUGGAGGGAAGCUAGCUUACAACGCGCUCGUUCUCAGGACACUCGUCAAUUGAGCCCUCACUUUGGUCCUCUUACUGCUUCCCCAACGUCGUUGCAAAGCGUUGAACAUGACCCCUUCGAAAUUCGGUUCCAGUCAUCGCCAGGCAUUCGAGAGCGGGAGUUCCGUAUGCCUGAUGAUAACUCGAUGGCGGUCUAUCGCACUCACUCAGACCCAACUUCUGCAAAGGAGGAGCAGUACUCGACAACUGACAAGGCUCCCUCUCGUCGCUGGUUUACCUCGUCCAAGGACAAGGCGAAGAAAGGGCUUAAUCCCGAUGCCAAAGAGUUCAGUCUGCCGAGUCGAAAGACGACAAUGUUUGACGCGCUGAAUCCAAACGGACUUGGUUCUAAUAUGAUGGCCCCCACAUCCACAAAUCAGUCCCUCCUCCGCGCAUUUGCGCCUUCGCCUGCAGAGCGUGAGGCCCUUUAUCGCGCGUUGGGCGGAUCAACGAAUACCAGUCUGGAGCGUCUACCAAGUCUGAGCGAUGUUGGGAGCAUUCCCCCAUCACCCGCUCAUGUGCACGCCCAGCCAGCUGACCGGACACUGCCGUCUUGGUUGGCUUCGUUGCCCAGGAUCCGCAAGCCGAAUUUCAGUCCCUGGGAGGAUGAAGAGCCCGUUGUAGUCAAUGGGGAGAAGCGCUACACGUAG
This is a messenger RNA of Mycena indigotica, 3621 nucleotides long. RefSeq names its product Proteophosphoglycan ppg4. Gene Ontology annotation, molecular function: telomeric repeat DNA binding. The record is from RefSeq and is a predicted model, not a curated record. Gene Ontology annotation, cellular component: chromosome, telomeric region; telomerase holoenzyme complex. Gene Ontology annotation, biological process: telomere maintenance via telomerase. The transcript is spliced from 8 exons. Lineage: Eukaryota; Fungi; Basidiomycota; Agaricomycetes; Agaricales; Mycenaceae. Bases 16 to 3621 code for a protein of 1201 amino acids.